Molecule: messenger RNA, 466 nt
Organism: Ipomoea nil (Japanese morning glory)
Lineage: Eukaryota; Viridiplantae; Streptophyta; Magnoliopsida; Solanales; Convolvulaceae
Exons: 3
Coding region: 161-466 (101 amino acids)
Source: RefSeq, a predicted model, not a curated record
GAAAAUUCUACCAGGUGUGCCUCCGUCAAGCGUGACAAUCAAUCCACCGCAUUGUGGAGCGCCUACGAAACAAUCACGUCCUGCUGUUGGAGAUGGUGGUGCGUUGCGCACGAUCGACUUGAAUUCGUAUGCGCCUCGAACCCGUGCGCGUGCGGUACUUAUGCAGCAUGUGCAUAAGCCUGAUGCGCGAGCUGUGUAUGAUUGGAUUGCUGGAUCCGUUUCUUCUGACAUGAAUGUGGAGUUGUUUAAUUAUUGUGGCCGCUCUGCUCGGCGGGAAGAUUUUGUAUCUCUCUUGGAAGGGAAUCAAGUUUUCAUUGGCAUACUGAAUGCCUGGACAUGUGUUUUGUCUGCAACGGAAAAAUCAAAGCAUGUUGGUGUACCGUCUCGGUUCUUUGCGUCGAUUUCAACAAUGUUGUACACUGUGGUUUUUCAUCAUGUGUUUCAUUUCUUCAUUGCCGGAUCCUGA